This is a messenger RNA of Oikopleura dioica, 489 nucleotides long. NCBI's taxonomy places the organism in Eukaryota, Metazoa, Chordata, Appendicularia, Copelata, Oikopleuridae. The record is from the annotation of a GenBank genome assembly.
AUGAGCGUUACAGCAGAUGUUCGGACGCCGACUAAAGAUGAACAUGCAGAAAUGAUCAAGAAUCAAAAGAUAGUUGAUGGAUUCAAACUGAAUUGGAUGAAAAUGAAAGACGGCGACAAAGGCCGAGUUCUUUGGCAACAGACGACUGACUUCUCGAGGACAAAUGUAACCCACGAAGCUCGUAUUCCAAAGAGAAUACUCAAGUGCAAAUCGGUCUGCCGAGAGCUCAACUUUUCGUCAAAAGAACUCAUCGAAAACUUCAGCCUUGUUCAGAGGAUUUACUUCAAAGGGCGAUUAAUGGAAGAAUGGCCAUUUCAUUUCGGUUUUGUGAUGCCAAACACGACGAAUUCUUGGGAAAACGUUAUCGAAGCUGAUUCAGCUGGCGUCCUCGGUGCGUCCAUUCUGAGUGGCAAUAUUGAAAUCGAAACGCUUUUCUUCAACGAGUCCGUGGUCAUUUCCAAGUCGCGAGUCCGUGUUUUCUAUGUCUAA